Messenger RNA from Coregonus sp. 'balchen', 1342 nucleotides. The record is from the annotation of a GenBank genome assembly. Lineage: Eukaryota; Metazoa; Chordata; Actinopteri; Salmoniformes; Salmonidae.
AUGUUAGAACUUGUGGAAGUAAGUCUGUAUUCUCACUCCAUUUCAUUAUAACAACCAGGUUUGGCUGGUAUCAUGCUUGAGAUCUUCGCGCAAUGGGCUCAUCAGUGUUGUUUUUCCUUUGCAGUUGUCUGUGGACAAGCUCAUGGAUCAGGGGAGCCCUGCCCUUGACACAAUCAAGAUGCAAGCUUACUUUGACAUGAAUUACACAUCUCGACGUAAGUGGGGGCUUUAAAAUGCUCAAAGGAUGCAUGAACCAAUGUAUCUAAUAAUGUAUGACUCAUAUGGUCUACUAACUAAACCCUAACUGUGUUGAGACAUAAGGCCAUUGUCAAGUACCUUCUAAAGACAUGGCAUGCUGGUCUUGUACCCAUUCAUCAGUUUAUCCUCAAAGGUCGUGUUUUGUGUCCCAGGUGAGUUCCUUGAGGAUCACCAGCGGGUACUUCAGUCAAGGCUAGGCCCAGUGAGUCGAGAAAUCCCCGACAGCCGAGUGAAAACACGUGAGGAUCUGGAGGGCCUUUACCAUAAGAUCGUCAGUAAUGUUCUGCUGCGCUCAGGUCUGGUUUCCCCCACAGACAUCACUACAUUGCGAGAGGCUACAGGUACCCAUAAGGACUAUUUUAUUCUCAUUUUGUACCACUAAUUAAAGGGGCAAUCCUUAGUUGCUACAUCAAUUUUUGGGACUUAUAAAUGAAUUAUAUUUACCCAUUGAUUCUUGAAGAAAAUCAAUGCCCUAUGAGCAUAGUUAACUUGUCAUACCCAAUCAGAAACCAAAAUAUAAGCUUGUUUUACUUUAGUGUUUGUAAACAAAGUAAAUUGAAACAAACACUAUAUAGCCUAAAAACAUGAUUAAAACUAUAAUGUUGAUAUCAUGGAUGGUCAGUCCUUGCACCCAUAGCUCUGUCUAUGAAUUUGAGUGGUUACAUUUCUCCAUCCCCAUCCCUCAGCUUUUUACUGAAACAGAGGCGGGAAGUACGUUUUGCUAUUGUUUAAAUUAAGGUAUCCCUAUUCACAAAGAAGGUAAAGGGCAAAAUGGUAAGUUGUAAUUACACUGGCCAUGAAAGUGAUGGUGUUUACAAUGUGGGAAUCAUCCCAUUUUCCACCAUUUAUCAUUUUGUUCCUGUUUUGCUCAUAUCUGAAUUACUGUGUGUGUUUUGCAGAUGCCUUACAAAGCAUCUUUCCCCAGUCAGAGCUGGGGACCUUCAUGUCCCUCAUAAAGAAGGUCAAGGAGCAACAGAUCAACAAGCUCAGCAUGAUUGUGACUGGCCUCUUCAACAAAGACAGCAGGAAAGGAGGAGAGGUCAUCGAUGACUGUGAGUUCCCAAACAUCAAAUUUGUUUUCUGA